AUGCUCUGCUCCCUUUCAGGCGAGGAGGCCCAGGAGCCGGUCGUGUCGCCCAAAAGCGGAUGCAUUUUCGAAAAAAGACUCAUAGAGCUGUACAUAUCCACCACUGGAAAAGACCCCAUCAGCGAAGAGGCUCUCACAACAGAGGAACUCAUCGUUAUUCAAAAUAAAGAUCCUGUCAUAGUUCCACCCAGACCUGCCGCUUUCAACUCAAUUCCUACCAUGUUGCAGGCGUUUCAGAACGAGUGGGACGCAUUGGCUCUUGAGACAUUCACUUUGCGGAAAGAGCUCAACAACACUAGACAAGAGCUCAGCGCUUCCUUGUAUCAGUACGAUGCUGCAGUCAGAGUAGCUAACAAGGCGCUCAAGGAGAGGGACGAAGCACGUGAGGCGUUGACGGAGCUUUCACAGUCGUUUGCAAAGAACGAGCCACCUGUGGAUGAGAAACUGAGUGAUGGAGUUGAAGAGAAGACAGAGGAGUCAAUAGACUCAAGAACGACAGAGUCAAGGCUGUCUGACGAAGUGCCGUUGGAGAAACGUAUUUCAGCCAGCAGAGAGUUGCCCGGAGAAGUUGCCCAGAACAUUUUGGAGGCUGGAGAGAGACUUUUCAGGGAACACAAGAACCUCAAGAUCACAUUGGAUGUUCUGAACGCCGGCCUGUGGAGGAUCCAUACAUCAGAAACAACUCACGACAUACAGCGUCCUUUCGGGCAGCUUGCUGUUGGGUCUACAGGAAAGGCCGCCGUGUUUGGCCUGAACUCCAUCUUCAUUUACCCUGAGGGCAAAGUGAUGCACAAGAGAGCCAAUAUCAUGAACAUCUGCUUCACUGGACGAGGAGACCAGGUCUUGGCCGCAUGCAACAACAACACAAUCUACAUCCAGUCCAUCAACGGAGGUCCACCUAAACCGCUCAACCACAAGGCGGGCGAAAUCCACAAAAUCAUUGCCCAUCCGUCUGUCGCCGUGUCGAUUGGAUUCUCGCCAGACUACUGGACCGUAUUCAGCUAUAAUCGUCCGGUCUACAGGUCCGAAAGAGUCCCAUUUAAAAUGUCGUUCCAGGCCCUUCAUGUGGAUGGUAGACUACUAGCAAUAGGCACCAGCCAUCCUGGCCAGGUUUUGAUUUACGACAUUGUUACGAACGAGAGGGUCGCCAGCAUCAACACAAAGUACCCGCGGGUCAAUAAGAUCCAAUUUGCCUACAACGGAUAUUGGCUUUUUGUCGCUUCUAAUGAGACCGGAAAUGGUGUUGUGCAAUUGUUCGAUCUACGCAAAAACUCGUUGGUGCAGCAAUUUGAGUACAGCGAUAGAGUGGAGUUUGCCAUAGAUAAGUCUUCUCAAGUGCUUGCAGUGUCUUCGAGAGCCGAAAGGGAGAUUUCCUUCAGUUUCUACGAUAAGAAGGCGAAGCAAUGGGAUAUUGAUGUUUUGAAGUUGGAUUCCACGAAUUCCGUUAAUCUGAUUGAACAUGUGGACGAUGAAAACAGCAUUGCUUCGUUCCUUGCCUUGUCGCCUCACACGAUACGAAGAAUCUGGCUUCGCUACCCCCUUGAUGUUUAA
Messenger RNA from Candidozyma pseudohaemuli, 1551 nucleotides. RefSeq names its product E3 ubiquitin-protein ligase. Gene Ontology annotation, molecular function: ubiquitin protein ligase activity; protein binding. Gene Ontology annotation, biological process: mRNA splicing, via spliceosome; DNA repair; protein ubiquitination. The record is from RefSeq and is a predicted model, not a curated record. Lineage: Eukaryota; Fungi; Ascomycota; Pichiomycetes; Serinales; Metschnikowiaceae. Gene Ontology annotation, cellular component: Prp19 complex; cytoplasm; U2-type catalytic step 1 spliceosome. The coding region runs from base 1 to 1551 and encodes 516 amino acids. The transcript has a single exon.